AUGGCGGAGACUGGCACAAGCCGCCCGCCCGCCUCUGGCACCGACUCCGGUGACUUCCUGGAGCUCCUAGGUUUCUGCGCGCGCGCGGAGACCCUCAUCGCUGAGCUGCUCCUGCUGUCCGACCGCGCACCUCCGCUGUUCGCAGACCGCCGCUUCGACCCCGUCCUCUUCGACUUCCGCUAUCCCAAUCUGGAGCAGAUAUGUGAGCUCUGUCGUCGGCAUGUGCCGACCCCGGGUACUUCUGCUAGUCCUGGUUCAUCACCAUUUAGCUCGGACAUUAUUUCUAUUCAGAAGUCUGAGGACCUACUCAGGAGGUUUCUAUUGCCCGAACCUGUUGUGAAUGCUGUCAUAACCUGCUUGAGAAAUGGGGAUGUGUACAACAACAUCCGCUUCUAUCCUGAUCCGCAGCACCGGACUACUGCUCUGUCCCUGCAAGGUGGACAUCUAGGUUUGGCUAUGCGGGAGAUUGUUGACCGGUUCUUCAAAGACAACUGGGUGGUUCCCAUAUUCUUGCAUUUCUCAGUUGAUUUACUUGUCUCUUGGGAUGCAUACAAAGAAGCAAAGUCAUCAUUAGUUUCCUGCCUUUCUCCCACUUCCAUUCGUGAUAUCAGUCUUCACCAUUAUACAAAGGUUCCUUAUUUUUUAGCUCACUUGGAUAUUCACAUGCAUGCCAUAAACAAGGAGUAUGUGCUCAAUAAUUCUCAGAGUCUUCUUUCUGUCAUUAGAGAAUGCAAUUUCACUCUCCGUUGGCUUUUGCUUCACCGCAUGAACAAUCUGGCUAUAGAAGGCCUGAGGAGGCAGCAGUGCGAUCAUUUCUCUAGAAGAGAUUCUGACCAAAGACAAGAGAUGUUGAUGCCGAGAUAG
This is a messenger RNA of Miscanthus lutarioriparius, 864 nucleotides long. Lineage: Eukaryota; Viridiplantae; Streptophyta; Magnoliopsida; Poales; Poaceae. The record is from the annotation of a GenBank genome assembly.